AUGUUUAUUGAUUAACCUUUUAAAAUUGGAUUGGCUUUUUACUAAUCAAAUAUAAAUGUUGAAAACUCAGAAUAAGCUGGGCUUAAAAGUUGAAUAUUUUUAAUAAAAGAAUUUUUAUGUUUUCAGCAUAAGUUAUAGCUACCAUUAUAUAUUAGUUAUUAGAGUAGCAUAAACAAUAAUUUGGAGUCUCCGAUGA
Messenger RNA from Paramecium primaurelia, 196 nucleotides. The record is from the annotation of a GenBank genome assembly. NCBI's taxonomy places the organism in Eukaryota, Ciliophora, Oligohymenophorea, Peniculida, Parameciidae.